Colletotrichum paranaense is the source of this 603-nucleotide messenger RNA. RefSeq lists its product as uncharacterized. NCBI's taxonomy places the organism in Eukaryota, Fungi, Ascomycota, Sordariomycetes, Glomerellales, Glomerellaceae. The transcript is spliced from 2 exons. The coding region runs from base 1 to 603 and encodes 200 amino acids. The record is from RefSeq and is a predicted model, not a curated record.
AUGGCAUCAAAGAACAAGACCAUGUCCGACAUACACGAUGAUCUCGCCCCUCAGCCUUGCAAGAAAAAGGCCCGAGUCCACAGCCCCGAGAAGACCUCAAACGGCCAUACUGGAAAUUCGAAUGACCCAGACUCUCUAGCCAAGACCACUAAGAAUACUUUGCCCCGUCAGACCAGGGACCACCCCAAGCAGGGCUGCAAGAGAGAUGACUCCAAGAUCCCAGAGAACCAAGGCCAGCUGAAAUUCACCACAUGGGGUUCAUUCACGCCCAACAAUGAGAUUUUGCCAAGCAUCGUCGACGAUAUUGCCUACGACGCAGAUGAUGAGAGUGACAUCAAGUUCAUGGAUGCCGAGACUUACUACCAGACCGAGAGGGCUCAGCGUAUGAUGAUAUACCGCUGCAACCAGGUCGAGAUCGAUGCUAGUCACGAGUCUCCUUCGACAGAUACCUCUGGCUCGUCUAUGGAGUGGGAGCCUCUCUGCAGCCAUCUGGAGACCAUUCCAGAAGAAGACUCGGAGCUUUCUGAAUCUUCUGUGGCCGACGACUGGGUCUGGCCCGAACGCGUGGACACAUCCGAGGGUCUCGAUUUUCACUUCAACUAA